GACUGUGGCCCUGAGGUAGACCCUGAGACGGCCCCUGAGGCGGUGCGCUCAGUGAGCAGUCCUGCGCAGCCGCAGCCUGCCGGACGCGGGCGCUUUCGACGGCGCAGGCGCACUCCAAGAGCCUAGAGGCGCAGGUACAGAGAACAUCCAGGUAGUGACUGCAGUUCCACCUCUGGUCUGGUUGGCAUGUAUCAUGGGCGAAGUACUGGUAAAGGGCCCUCCACUCCCACGCAGAUUUACCAGCAACCUCCAAGGCUUCUCAUUGUGCAUAUUGCUCUACCGUCCUGGGCUGACAUCUGCUCCAAUCUCUGUGAGGCUCUGCAGAACUUUUUCUGUCUAGCCUGCAGCUUGAUGGGCCCCAGCCGCAUGUCCCUCUUCAGCUUAUACAUGGUACAAAAUCAGCAUGAAUGUAUCCUUCCCUUUGUGCAAGUGAAAGGGAACUUUGCUAGGCUGCAGGCCUGCAUCUCAGAACUCCGCACGUUGCAGAAAGAAGGCUGUUUCAGACCACACAGCACUUCUCUGCAGCUGGCAGUAGAGGAUGGGCUCCAGCAGUUCAAACAGUACACCAGACACGUGGCCACAGGUGCAGCUCUGAGCUACACUUCCCUGGAGAUUACUGUUCUGACUUCUCAGCCUGGAAAAGAGGUGGUCAAACAAUUGGAGGAAGGAUUGAAAGAUACAGACCUAGUAAGGGUCAGGAGACUUCAGGUGGUUGAGAUCACAGAGGGAGUCCUAGAGUGUAUGGACUCAGUAUCCCCUGUUGAAGAGCCUAGCAGCGAUGAGAGUUCUGUCCUGGGAACUGACAUUGACCUUCAGACCAUAGACAAUGAUGUUGUCAGCAUGGAGAUUUUCUUCAAAGCCUGGCUACAUAACAGUGGAACAGACCAAGAACAUAUCCAUCUUCUUCUUCCUUCACGGUGUUUCAGCAACAUUUCCAGAUCCGGAGAUGAUUCAAUGUGCCUGAAAUGUGAUCUCCAAGAGCGACUUCUCAGCCCAUCCCUGCUCCCUGGCACAGCUGAUGGCUCCUUGAGAAUGGAUGACCCCAAAGGAGACUUCAGCACACUUUACCAGAUGGCCUCCCAGUCAUCGGCCUCUUGUUACAAGCUCCGGGUGAUCAAGGCUCUAAAUUCCAGUGGGAUCUGCGAGUCAUUGACAUAUGGACUGCCCUUCAUCCUCAGACCCACAAGCUGUUGGCAGCUGGACUGGGAUGAGCUAGAGACAAAUCAGCAGCAUUUCCAUGCUUUGUGUCACAGCCUGCUGAAAAGAGAAUGGCUGCUGUUGGCCAAAGGGGAGCCCCUGAGUGGAGGACACAGCCUGAGGACGCCUGCCAGCACUUUCUAUGUGAUUGUGCCAUCACGCUCCCCCACUCUGCUGGUAAAGGCAGUGGCCACUAGGGAACUGUUGCUGCCCAGCCCCUUCCCCCCGCUGCCUGAGGACCCAACUGACGUCAGCCUUAAGACUGUGGAGAGGGUGCUGGACAGCCUGGAGCUAGAGCCCACCUACAACCCCUUGCAGGCUUGGAGCCACCUGUACUCACACCUGAGCAACACCUUGACCAAGCUUCAGGGCCGGAUCCAGCCAAGCUUGGAAAGCCGGGCCCUGAGAAAGGUACAGCUCCCUCCCUACUCCCUCCUUUAUGCCCAGAAUCCAAGAGAGACCUCCUCCCCUGUCCCUGGCUCCCCCCAUCCCAGGGAGCAGCCCCCUCCCUUGGUGGAGGGGAGAACCAGGCCAACCAGGGAAGGAGAAAAAGAACAGCCCUUUGCCCUAGACCAAGGAAAUUACAACCCCUGUCCGGUAGGGAGGGUUUUCUGCCUGGGCACUUACAUAUGGUGAUUAGGCAUCUUCACUGUGCACUUGUGAUAAUCCAUUAGUCAUGUAGCAGACCAUUGUCCCACUAAGCAAAUUGGCAGUACUGAGAGCACAGGUUCUGUUUAAAGAAAAGGCUGAAUGGAAGGUGGAAAAAGAAAUAUCCAAAGGAAAGGAAAUUAGCAUGUACUGAACACCAGCCAUUUGCCAGGUUUUGUGACCAGUGCUCUCACAAAUAUCUUUCUCGUUUAAUCCCUACAGCAUCCCUGCAAGGUAAGUGUUAUGUUCACUGUACAGAUGAGGAAAAGGAGGCUGACCAAGCUUAGUACAUUGGAGUCCAGGCUUUCUCAACAAGGGUUACAGAGAGAAGAGUAAUUGAGGGUGGAGUUAUUUUUUAUGAAAUUUAUAUUCUACAGUCUUUGUAUAGAAUAUAAAUUCUUAAUCUUUUCCUAAUUUCUUAGUAACAGAACCUUUAGGAACUCCUGCAUUGCCUUAGCUGAAGUUACAAAAGAAAGAUCUUUCCAAACUACAGUCAAUCUAAAGAUGGGAGCUGAGCCCACCACAAGUUAGCUGAUGGACAAGCUAACAGAGAAGGAACACUCAGCCAGGAGACCGGCACUGUGGAGACAAGCCCAGGGGACUCCACCGCCCUUGACUUUGAGGCUGUCACUUAAGGGAUGGGACACGUGAAGGAGUUAGGACAGGAGGCCCAACAAGGAACAGGACAGGAGAUCGGGAGCCAUGUCUGGGCCUCAGAGAACUCUCUGCUUUCUUUGUAGGCUGGGCAGUUGCAGACAAACCGAGUUCGAGCCACAGUGGCCCCCCUGCCUAUGAUUCCAACCCCUGGCAGAGCCCCCAAGAUGCCAGCAGACAGCAAGCCUUCCUCAG
Messenger RNA from Acinonyx jubatus (cheetah), 2694 nucleotides. RefSeq names its product meiosis 1 associated protein (gene M1AP). Bases 187 to 1833 code for a protein of 548 amino acids. The transcript is spliced from 9 exons. Lineage: Eukaryota; Metazoa; Chordata; Mammalia; Carnivora; Felidae. Gene Ontology annotation, biological process: spermatogenesis; male meiosis chromosome separation; meiosis I. The record is from RefSeq and is a predicted model, not a curated record.